AUGCUCGCCGUGCAGGAAUUAUUUCUUAUUUCCUUGGAUUUGUACCAUGUUUUCCGAACAUUUUUGGUAAAGUUUUUGUAUGUUUGUCUUAGUGAAGAACCAUGUGCCGUCGUUUUUAAUGCGGAAUUGGAUUUUCGUUGGAGCUACACUAACACCACUUGUGGUCAAAUCAUUGCGUUGUUCGACCCAACGUUCACUACUAUAAGUUUGACCAUAGCAGCAUGCAUUGAUUUUGUGACGCUUCUCAAGAUCAGAAAAUACAAUAAAGUUACGAUUCGCAGUUAUUUGAUCAUUUAUUUGCAAUAA
Loa loa (African eye worm) is the source of this 306-nucleotide messenger RNA. RefSeq lists its product as hypothetical. The record is from RefSeq and is a predicted model, not a curated record. The transcript is spliced from 2 exons. Lineage: Eukaryota; Metazoa; Nematoda; Chromadorea; Rhabditida; Onchocercidae. Bases 1 to 306 code for a protein of 101 amino acids.